GGAUGAGGAGCCUGUCCCUUACCACUGAAGCAGAAAGGGUUGGUCUUGGAGCAAAAGCCUCUUUUUGCUUGGGGUUUAUAAUGGAAACUCUUGUGCUCUCUCUUGAAUAGCUGUGGAAGCGUCUGAAGCUGCGUUAAGGAGGGUGUAGAUGACGGAUAUCCCAUGGAAUUGUAGUUUAUCAGAGCUUUCCCCCCGGGCGCUCUCCUGUGCUGUGGUGCUGCUCCUGCUCCUCCCGGUGCUGAGCAGAGGCAGGAGGUGCAGCAUCGCCAGGAUCCUCCGGCAGUACCGCGCCGUCAUCAUCCACGAGAUCCACAACCUGAAAACCCUGAGCGGGUCGGUGGACAGGAGCGCAAGGGCUGGCCCGGCUUGUCGCUCGGAUAAGGACCAGAAGAUCCUGUUCUCCAUCUACAACAUCACCAUGGCCCUAUGGGAAGCGGCCUCCGGCUCCGUGCGCGGCCCCGAGGAGCUGGCGCUGUGGAAGGUGGCCAGGAACACGGAGGUGGUGUUCAGGGAGAGCUGCAGGAGCAUCCGCAAGAGCCCGCCGCGCAUCCCGGCCCAGCCCCGGCGCAGGGGACGCAGCCGCAGGAGGAAGAUGCUGCGGGAGGUCGGGAGGAAGGCUCAGAGGCUGCUGACCUGCUGGGAGAAGCUCUAUGCCCUGCACGCCCCGCACCAGGUACCCCGGGACUCAUAGGGAUGCUCUCGCCAUGGGCCGGAGGGAUGC
Messenger RNA from Neopsephotus bourkii (Bourke's parrot), 721 nucleotides. RefSeq names its product chromosome unknown C20orf204 homolog (gene CUNH20orf204). Lineage: Eukaryota; Metazoa; Chordata; Aves; Psittaciformes; Psittacidae. Bases 149 to 691 code for a protein of 180 amino acids. The record is from RefSeq and is a predicted model, not a curated record. The transcript has 5 exons.